AUGUUUUCGACUUUCAACAACGAUGUGAGCUGCAGAGUGGCUUUUGGGAGGAAGUACUGCGUUGGAGAAAAUAGUAAGAUGUUUCAGGAGCUUUUGAAGGAGUUCAUGGAGCUAAUGGUACGUGUGAAUAUCGGGGAUUACAUUCCAUGGCUUGCAUGGUGGAGCAGCUUCAAUGGUUUGAACGCUAAACUAGACAAGGUGGCUAAAGGGUUUGAUGAUUUUCUGGACAAAGUUGUUCAAGAGCACAGAGAUAUUGGAGCAAGUGAAUCAAAGAAGAAUAAUGGUAUUAAUGGAAAAAACGGGGAUAAUAAGGACUUCGUGGACGUCUUACUUUCGCUGCAGAAGGAAAAGGUGGCUGGUUUUGCUCUUGAUAGUCUGAGCAUAAAGGCUCUCAUCUUGGAUGUUUUCACUGGUGGUAACGAUACAUAUGCGAUUCUAGACUGGGUGAUGUCUGAACUUUUAAGGCAUCCAAGAGUCAUGAAUAAACUGCAAACGAAGUAA
Molecule: messenger RNA, 501 nt
Organism: Fragaria vesca subsp. vesca
Lineage: Eukaryota; Viridiplantae; Streptophyta; Magnoliopsida; Rosales; Rosaceae
Product: cytochrome P450 71A8-like
Exons: 2
Coding region: 1-501 (166 amino acids)
Molecular function (GO): iron ion binding; heme binding; oxidoreductase activity, acting on paired donors, with incorporation or reduction of molecular oxygen
Source: RefSeq, a predicted model, not a curated record